Molecule: messenger RNA, 414 nt
Organism: Knipowitschia caucasica
Lineage: Eukaryota; Metazoa; Chordata; Actinopteri; Gobiiformes; Gobiidae
Source: the annotation of a GenBank genome assembly
AUGGCAGUGAGAGCAAGACGACACGCUGAGCCUGCUGAGUCUGACGUGAAUUAUGCAUCACUGGAUCUGAUGUUGGCCAUGAAACGGAAGAGGCAGAGUCAUCGACGAGGCCAGUGUCCACCUGACCGGCUGCAGGACCGUCUCACUCCACCUCUCCUUAUGGGACAAGUGGACAACAGCUUCCCCCCCACAGAGCACGACCCCAUGGAGCCUCACGGCACUAUCUACCUGAACAGCCACCAGAUCGACAUGGAGCGAAGGGACAACAACGAGCAGAGGGUCUCAGGUUGGAAUCCUGAUGCAGAGAGACAGGAAGAAGACAGGGAUGAAGAAUGUGGAAACGACCAAAGACUGAAAGAUGAAAACAAAGAUGACUCGGACCACAUGGCAGGUUCUGAUGCUCACCAAUAUUAA